AUGGGUGAUUACGCAGCAGCUCUACAAGCGCUUGAAAAUGAUUUACGAAUUAAGAAAAAUGUAUUGCAAGCAGGUAAUCCAACUUUUGGUUUAACAUACUGUUUGCUAGGACGAGUUUAUCGAAGUAUGAAAGAUUACUCAAAAGCGCUUGAAUAUUUUGAAAUGUGUGUCACAAUAGCUGAAGAAACGUUACCGGAGAAGCAUCCCAAUCGGGCUAUUGUAUACAGUAAUAUCGGCGAUGUUCAUCGAUUAAUGGGUAGUUAUGAAAUGGCAGUUUCAUUCCAUCAAAAAGCAUUGAAUAUUCAAGAAAACGUUCAAUGUAAUCCUCUGGAGUGUGCAACAACAUAUACGAAUUUUGGUGAAACUUAUCGAGAUAUGAAAGAUUAUUCAACGGCAUUGACAUAUUUUCAAAAAGCAUUACAAAUUCGUGAAAAGAAACUACUAAAAGGUCAUCCUGAUUUAGCUGCAAUCUAUCAUAAUUUGGCGAAGCUAUAUUUAGCAACUCAGCAAUAUAGUAUGGCAACGAAGAAUGCCCAACAAGCAAAUCCUCAUCAUAAACGAAGUCCAUAUUUACUUCCAUAUUCAAUAAUUGAUGAUAGUAUUAAAAAAAUUAAUCGAGAUACAGCAAGUGAAACUGUUAAAACACUUCUUUCAUAUGGUUAUACAAUAGAUACACCAACAGGUGAUAUUGAAGAUCUUAAUCGACGUAAUAAAGAUGUUAAAGAUAAUGAACGUAUGUCAAAUUAUCGAACAUAUCGUGCUGAAAAAACAUUUUCUGUAACACGUGGUAAAUGGUAUUAUGAAGUUGAAUUAUUAACAUCAGGUCGAAUGUUAAUUGGAUGGGGACAUGCAUCAAAUCUUAGUGCAUUUUAUUCACUUGGUACCGAUUCAUAUGGAUAUUCAUUUGAUGGUUUAAAUGCACGACGUUUUCAUCAUAAUACAUAUGAUAGAUUUGGUAAACAAUGGACAAAAAAUGAUGUUGUUGGUUGUAUGAUUGAUUUACAUGAUAAAACAAUAAGUUUUUCAUUAAAUGGUGAAUUAAUGUUAGAUAAUUAUGGUAAUGAAACAGCUUUUGAUGGACUUGAUAUUGAUGAAAUUGGUUUUGUACCAGCAAUAACAUCAUUUAGUGGACAAAAAGCUCGAUUCAAUUUUGGACAAGAUGUUCAUUCAUUAAAAUAUUUUACAUCUUGUGGUUUACAAGAAGGAUAUGAACCAUUUUGCGUAAAUAUGUCAAAAAAUGCAACGUUUUGGUAUUCAAAUUUUAUUCCUCGUUUUAUACCAAUCAAGUCAAAUUCAUCAUCUUUCGAAGUCAUUCGAAUUGGUGCAAGUCGCGAUGAUCCACCAUUAAUAAAAUUACAAUCUCGAUUAUUUGGUACAUUGGAAAAAGUUGAAUUUGAAUUUCUACGUUUAUCACUUCCUAUAUCAUGUCAUGAUAAAUUUGUACCAAGACAAGUAACUCUUGAACGACGUCAAAUAGUCUUAAAUGAAUAUCUUGAGUCUCAUGCUGAAAAACAUAAUUUUAUAUUUCUAUCUAAACCAACUACACCAUCAUCAAAUGAACAAACAGAAAGUUCAACAACAGAUAAAUCUCAAUCUGAUUCAGCAAAUCCACUUGUCAAAUUUACUGAUCAAUCAACAUCAAGAAAAAGUCCAUUAUCAAUAAUGAGUGAAAAUAAAUCAAAUGCAAAAUCAUCAACAAAGAAAUUCAAUAGUUUUUUUCAAUCACUCUUAAAAGAACAACAACCACCUACAAAACGUAUGGUUAAAUUAAAUAUAGAUCCAAAUACAACAAAUAUAAAUCAACAAAAUCAAUUACAAUCUGCUUUAAAACCUCCAAUAAAACCAUCAAAUAAUACUAUGACAGGAAAAUCUACAAAUGAAAAUGAUACAGAAUUUAAUGAUCAACAAACAAAUGAUUAUGAAGAUGAUGAUAUACGUAUAAUUAAUGAACAUGUUCAUGAUUAUUAUUAUGCAAUUAGAAUUUUACCUGGUCAAAAUCCACGUUCAGUAUUUAUUGGUUGGGUAACAUCAAGAUUUAAACCAAUAAAUCGACAAUAUGAUACAACAAUAAAUAAAUUAACUAAACUUAUUCGACAUUGUACAAUAACACAAACUGGAGAUGAUGGUUCAAUUGUUGAAAGUAUUCGACGACAAGAUGCUUAUAUGUUUUGUGCAGCUGAUUUAUUAGAUAAUAUAAUUGAUAAAGAAAAUGUUACGAGACAUGUUGUUAAUGGUUUAUUAAUUGGAUGUUUAUGUGAUGUAUCAACUGGACAAUUAACAUUUUAUGUUAAUGGAAAAGAAUCAACACAAAAAUUUCAAGUUGAACCAAGUACUAAACUUUAUCCAGCUGUAUUUGUUGAACCAACAGUUAAAGAAGUAUUACAAUUUGAAUUAGGACGUAUCAAAAAUUGUUUACCAUUAACUGCUGCUCUAUUUCCAAGUUUAAAUCGUGAAGAACGUUUUAUUCCUCAAUUACCAUCUCGUUUACGUUUACCAUNUAAAGCGGCAAUGAAGUCUUCAUGCGUGAAUAUGCAGUGCGUACAAAUGAUGUACAUCUGA
Messenger RNA from Rotaria sp. Silwood2, 2559 nucleotides. The record is from the annotation of a GenBank genome assembly. Lineage: Eukaryota; Metazoa; Rotifera; Eurotatoria; Philodinida; Philodinidae.